CAGAUGCCAGACCCAGGCCUUCCAGUCACCUGUCCGUUGUUCUGGACUGAGUUUGAAGGUCACUGCUACCGUUUCUUCCCCCUGAACAGGACCUGGGCAGAGGCUGACCUGUACUGCGCUGAAUUCUCCAAUGGCCUCAAGUCUGCCAAACUCACCUCCAUACACAGCUGGGAGGAGAAUGUGUUUGUCUACGAUCUCGUCAACAGCCGUAUCCCAGGGAUACCAACAGACAUAUGGAUCGGCCUUCACGACAGGAGACAGGAGGGCACUCUGGAGUGGACCGACGGCAGUAACUACGAAUACAGCUACUGGGAUGGCAACCAGCCUGACGAUGGCGUACACCGCAUCCCUGAAGAGGAAGACUGUGUCGAGAUCUGGUACAGGCAGAACAGCGCGCUGAGGUCCUGGAAUGAUAACAGCUGUAACAAAGCCUUUCCCUUCGUGUGCAAGAUCCCCACACUGGACAACUAGACCUCCAGGGUCCAACACACACACACACACACACACUCUCUCACACAUUUUUUACAUUUACAUUUUAGUCAUUUAGUAGACGCU
This is a messenger RNA of Coregonus clupeaformis (lake whitefish), 555 nucleotides long. RefSeq names its product C-type lectin domain family 19 member A-like. The coding region runs from base 4 to 471 and encodes 155 amino acids. NCBI's taxonomy places the organism in Eukaryota, Metazoa, Chordata, Actinopteri, Salmoniformes, Salmonidae. Gene Ontology annotation, molecular function: signaling receptor activity. The transcript has 4 exons. The record is from RefSeq and is a predicted model, not a curated record.